GUUCAGACAUGGAGGAUGACGGCGAUAUGGACUCAGGAAUCGACACCCAGGGCAACAUUUCAGAGAAGGAUUUUCCCUUAGACGGCGACUGCAGUCCUAACGACACGAAAGAUUCGGUUCUCGGCAGCCUUGCUCAUUCUCUCGGUUGUAAGAGCAACAACUUUCUCCACAUAAAUAGUUCGGAAGGACAUUCCCUCGGGGGUUUAAACCAUCACGGCGUCACUUCAUCCUUAGAAGGGAAUCUGGAACAGCCAUUAAACUGUAGCACGGGCAACCAUCACGGCUGCUCUAGCGGAUUGACCAACUUAACCAACAGCUGUAACUCCACCAUGAGUAACAGCAGCAGAACCUUCAGCUCCUUGCUGUCUCCACGCUUGUGUAGCCCGUUACCCCUCCCGCCCAUCAAACAGGAAGGUGACUGCUCUCAUCUGGACGUCAGCCCCGGCUCUGUGGACUCGGACUGCUCCAAUGUAGUCUCAGAGAUCCACCUGGAUCGUUCCGGGGGUCCCGAUGGCAACAGUAACGAUAGCUGUCCCAGUCCCGGUCUGGGAAUGGAUGGUCCGGGCAGCGGGACGGGAACGAACCCCAACUCUACCAACACCGUAGGCGCCAAGAGACGAGGCCCCAGGACAACGAUCAAAGCCAAGCAGCUGGAGACGCUGAAGGCCGCCUUUGCUACCACGCCCAAACCCACCAGACAUAUCCGGGAACAGCUGGCUCAAGAGACGGGUUUGAACAUGCGGGUCAUUCAAGUGUGGUUUCAGAACCGGCGAUCCAAGGAGCGACGAAUGAAGCAGCUCAGCGCUCUUGGAGCCAGACGCCAUUUUUUCAGGAACCCCCGCCGCAUGCGAAUCCUCAGACCAGGCGAAGAACUGGACAGCCCGGAUAUUAUAGGGCCGGGGUUCGGUUAUCUGGACACAGGUGGAGACUUUUACCCCAAUUACCAAGGUUACGGUGAUUUUUUCAUGGGGCAGCCCCAAGACGGGCCCCCGCCAGGCCUCACCUUCCUACAGACUUCACAAGGAACGCCGCCCCUGACAAUGGACGGUUCUAUACACCCGGCAGUGAUUAUCAGUUCUUGUAUAUUUCUAUAUCUAAUCGGAUCGCCUGAAAACAUUCGAGACAUGCCUCCCCCCCCCCCCCACCCCACCCCUUACUGUCAUCCCUUUUCCCAUAAAACAAUGUCUCCUUGCUUCUUCUUUGUGUUCUGUUGUCUCUGCUUCCAAUCUUCAGCGGGUAAUGAAACAAGGGAAAGUAACUCGGCGGAGAUGUCAAGAUAUUUGCAAAUUAUCUCCCUUGACCGAGCAUGA
Messenger RNA from Candidula unifasciata, 1310 nucleotides. NCBI's taxonomy places the organism in Eukaryota, Metazoa, Mollusca, Gastropoda, Stylommatophora, Geomitridae. The record is from the annotation of a GenBank genome assembly.